This is a messenger RNA of Lytechinus variegatus (green sea urchin), 5386 nucleotides long. RefSeq names its product DENN domain-containing protein 2B-like. NCBI's taxonomy places the organism in Eukaryota, Metazoa, Echinodermata, Echinoidea, Temnopleuroida, Toxopneustidae. The record is from RefSeq and is a predicted model, not a curated record. The coding region runs from base 1816 to 3516 and encodes 566 amino acids. The transcript has 12 exons.
UUUGGUGAUAUGAUUCAUAUGACUGUCGUGAAUCCCUUUAUGAACUCUGCUACCCAUCUUGAACUAGACUUGAGAAAAAAAAUCUGAUCAAGUCAUUGAGGAAUCUGGGACGUUAGCUGUUACAUUGUUAUUCUUUCAAUCAUUAAACUGUUGUCUCUGAAUGCUAAUAGACUUACUCUGCAUCAAGAGAAAGGUCUUAAUUGACUGAACAAAAAUAAAGUUUCACAUCCCAAUAAGGCUUUAUUUCUGCUUCAGAUAUCUACCUAAUUUUAACUAUGAAAUACUCCACAGUUUUUUAGGAUCUCAAGGCCUAUUCAUCCAUGUUCGACCAACCUUGGACCUGCAUUGUCAUCUCUGUUAGGUCAUACUGGAUCAACAUUUAAGAGUGUAUUAACCCUUGUUCUGCAUGAACUAAGUUGUCCGUUCAUAGAAAUCUGCUGGAAUUUAGAUAUUUAUCUCAAAAUCUAUUACUUUUAAAAGAUCGAUCAAUGUCCUCACCAACAUUGGCCUAUGAUUUAUGUUGUAGCCUGGCCAGUAAAUGAUUCUCCAAGUAUUGACACAUUAAAGACAUCGCCCUAACCGACACUGCUAGGGGUCAGACAGUUAUUAAAACUGACAAGUGACGUUGGCCUCAUCAGGAACUCAAUCCCUAAUCCCCCAACAUUGAACUGUUUCCAACGUCAUCCUCAAGUCCGCAUCUAGUUAGCUUAACCCGAUGACUCCAAGAUUCUCCUAAUCCAGUAGACUUAGCACAGGAACUACCAGGCUGGCAUAUAUGCAAUUGGCUGAAAAAGAGCAAUAUUAGGACUUUCUCAAGGAGAAAUCUUCAAGGAGAGGGAUGAAUUUGCACCCAAGACAUUGACCUGGUCCCAUAUUUUAGCCUCUUACUUCCUAUUCUACUGAAAGAUACCCCAAACGUUAAUGAGUUGUGCUCAAUUGGCCUUAGAACGAGGAGGAAACAACUAAUUUUCAUGAGUGCGGGAGGGUAUCGGCAGCUAUUUAUGAUCAUUACAGAGCAUCGGUAGAUUAGUUUCCACUGCUGCCCUCCUGUGUAUUGUUCCUAUAUAGAAUGGGUAUUCAGUGCGUGACAGCAACCAUGGUGCCUUCAUAGCUCAUAUCAUUAGUAGCAGGAAUAUAUAUCAACUGGGUAGCAACGAUAGACCCAGAGAAGUUCUCUCUGGGAUGACUUGCAGUAUGAUAUCUCAAGGAUCAUGUACAGGAAUAUCAUCAGUGCAGUGCCUGUCAUAGAAUAUUAACUCUUUACGUUGCCAAUACCCUUGGAUUGGAUUGUACAAUACAUACUGGUAUGGAAGAACUGAUUGUUUUGUUUUUACAGGCAGCUGCGUCCUUACUCAUAUUCUCAGGGAUUUGUUUUGUGGUAUACUGAUUCACUCUUAGCUGACAUCGCAGAGUGAACACCAAGGAUUUUUAGAAACACGUCUAUUCGAGUCGUCUACUAGAAAUAAACUGUUCAACCAGUUUAAGGUUCUUGAUGUUGUUGGCUACUGUCUGACCUUUAUCAAGAGGUUGCUUCCCGAUUCGCAUGACUAACCACUGUCAGGCAAUAUUUAAAUUUGAUUUUCUGCGAUCGAUAUUCGGACAAUGUGCCUUAUAACUUUGAGCUGUGUCAUCUUUCCUGUAAUAGCAAUCACCGUGCCCUUUGGGUCCCUUUUCAGUUAAUUUGAACUGCUGAAAGCAAAAGGAUCUCUCUGUAAAUGCUUGGAGUUUAGCGCAGUCCGGGUCCUAAACGUGACAGGAUAAAGCUGUUCGACUGCCAGGGACUUAAAGGGAUUAGUCAGCAGAUAAUCUAAUCCAAUGCCUGUGAGCGGAUUUAUCACAACGACAUCUAACAUGGUGUCUCGCCAUGAACAUGGUACCUCAACAUUGAUGAGACGGAAGAUCAAUGAUGCGUUCCGCAGGAAGCAUCACCACCAGAAGACGGAAGAUGACAGGAUAUCGGUGACCUCCGAAGGAAGUGAUUCCGAGGUCAAUGAGCAAAUUCUCAAGAAGCGCUUGACCUAUGUCCGCGCCAUGAGAUUACGUUCCUCAGUCUACUGUACGAUGCAGCCUCGAUGGGCCUUGCAGUACUCCAAACUCUACGAAUAUGCUGUCAUCGUCUCGCUGAAGAUCAACCCAGAGACAAGAAGAUAUGAGCCCUACGAAAUGAAGAGGUUCCCUCAUGAGGUGAGUGAUAGUCAAACAGACAAACUGCGAGCGAUCCCAGAGUUCUGCUUCCCUGACGCCUUCAAGUGGGCCCCAGUUGAACAGUACAACAGCGAGAGCUUCUGCUUCGUACUCACAAGCUCAGAUGGAUCAAGACUCUACGGUUACAACAGAAGAAUACUGCCUCCAGGUAAGGGUCCCAGGUUACCGGAGGUGGUGUGCGUGAUGAGUCCCAUCGGAUGCUAUCCCAUCUACAACCAGCUCCUUGAUGAGAUCGAGAUCAGGAGGAAACAUUCCAUGGCAGCCGUUGACAACUUGCUCAAGCUCUCACAAGACUGCCCUUUCCCAAGACCGGGAAGUCACGUAAAGGUAUCAACUCCGCCCAAUAAUAACAACUGGAAGAAGCACCAUAGCAGUCAACUAGAUCCCAAGCCUCUCAUACUUCAGAGACCUCAAGAUCAAAGAUUAGAACAUGUUGACUUUGAUACGUUGUUUAACUGUUUGAGUGUGAACAGGAUAGUACAGAUCUUUGCUUCAUUACUCCUAGAGAGGAGAGUUAUCAUGUGCUCAGGGAAAUUAAGUAAGCUAUCAAGAUGUUCUCAGGCAUUAGUGGGUCUCCUGUAUCCAUUCUCAUGGCAACACGUCUACGUACCGGUCCUACCGGAGAAACUGAUCGACAUGUGCUGUUCACCGACACCUUACAUCAUGGGAAUGCUCUCACUGUGUAUACCGAGGCUGGAAGAGAUGCCCCUUGAAGAGGUCCUGGUCGUUGAUCUCGAUGCUAGGGACUUCUACACCGUGGUUGGUGAUGAGGAAACUAUCCUGCCAAAGAAACUGUCAUUAGCCCUCGAGAGGGCGCUAAAGGUCUGCAGUAUGAGCAGUUGGGAGGGAGCCGACACUGAUGAUGAAUUAUCAGAAGACCAUGAAUCGAAAAAUAGAGCCAUCUCCGAGGCUUUCAUCCGGUUCUUUGUGGAGACCGUCGGUCACUACUCCAACCACUUCACCCAACAGUACGACGGCUCACAGAAGUUUGACCGGGAGAGUUUCGUCAAGGCGAUCUCGUCGAAGAGCGUGAGGAAUUUCCUGGAGGUCUUCAGCGAGACGCAGAUGUUCUCUCUCUUUAUCCAGGAGAAGGAGUCGGAGAGUGAGGGUAUCUCGCAAGGUAAAGGGCUGUUUGAGAGGAGAGUUAGAGAAUUCGAGAAUGAGUCGAAGAGCAACUCAAAGAACAUUGGUGCCAAGAUGAAGAAAUUCGGAAAGGCUGUCAAAGAAAUCAAAGAUUCAGGUCUGAAGCUGGCUGAAUCAGCGAAGAUCGCCCAGAAGCGAAUGAAACAGAACUUUGAGGAUAAAAUUUGACAUAUGGCUCCCGAAACCCCGUCCAAAGCGCCUCGGGAGCCACUGAAAUAUAAAGCAGUGCGUCGAGUGACGGGGCAUGACCUUCGACAUAUGGUCAUAUGAUAGGACGCAGUGACAAGUGAUCGUGACAUGAAGUCACACUAGCUAUGUUGCUCCACUGAGGAAGUGUCAGCAUCAGCUUCAAAGGAGAUGUUGUGCGAAAGUGAAUGGGGAAUAUAUGUUACCUUGAGGUACACCUAUGGCGCAUUCAACAUGUCCGCUCGAGAUGAAAAUAGCAGGAAUCUAAAAGGGGAAUUUGAGGUCUAGAAGUGAUGUUGAGAGAAAGCGGAUGAGGACUAUAUGUUGCCCUCUGGUACACCAGUAACCCAUGCACCUUGUCAAUUCAGCCUCAAAUGAAAAGGUUGGAGAAAGUAAAUGGGGAAUAUAUGUUGCCCUGGGAAACGCCAUGCAGCAUAUCAGCUCCUGAUGAAUAUUGCAGGAAUCAAAAUAAUCCAAGCCUCUGUCUCUGAUAUUUCUUUGGCGUAAAAUGACAAAGCUGUAAGAUGGAGACUAUACGUGCUCUUACUUGAAGGUUUAUGUUUCAUCACUCUGACAGAACUCCUUGCCUGACACAGACCUCAAGAUAGGCUACCGUGCUCUUCAGUGUACAAUCAAGAUUCAAGAGACAGUCUGGUAGUUCAUCUCAGCACAGCACACGAUGUUAAAGUCCAAGGUUUGAAUGUUCCAGCAUCCAAAGAUUUGCUAGUUGACUCUAAGCAUCUUAAAAGCCUUGUUCAUUCCAUCCGCUCUAUCUUCAUAUUUCUAGGAUUCCAAUUGAGCGUGAAAUACAAACCAUUCCAGAGGCUGUUUGAUGUCUCCAAGGUUCUGAAACAACCUCAAUGAUUCUUUAGAAUCAUGACCCUUGGAAUGACAUGGCUGAUCCUCUUCAACCAACAUUGUGCAGUUUCUUUUGACUUCACUGUAGUAAGCCGUGUUAGUUUAAUGUGGAUCAAGUGAUAGGUAGUCUCUUACUAGGUACUCUUGAAAGAUCAGAAGCUUUAACAGGCUGCAACUUCCUGCAAGCUUGCAGUUCAGCCUUCAAACUUAGGAGAUUAAAAAGCAGGGUUGGCAACUGAAGAAAGUUUGUAAAUUAGAUGUUCAGUAUGUGCAUUCUCAACCCCUAGGGUCUCCUUUAUUUUUAAGAAUCAGGGUGAUUCAUCAGGUAAAAUACUACCUGAAAUACAGAAACAACCAUUAAACUGACAAACAGGUGUAAAACGCACAUGUGCAGCAUCAUUAAUAUUUGCACAAAUUGUUACUCCUUGUAUGGUCAGGACAGGGAAUAUUUACAAGGCCUGGUCCUGAUGGUAGAAUCUCCCACCCUGGUUCCUUUUGAAGGUACCAAGAGACGUCCGAGGAAGGUUCUGUCGCAGCUUUCGGUGUGAAUCUCUCCGUGCGUUUUCAUGUGUAAUCCUUGAAUUUUCCCAUACACCAAAUGAUUGGGGGUCACGGAUAACCACAGUGAAAUCUUGCAUGCAGGGAAGGGUGGAUGCAACUUGGGUUAGGGAACCCAAGCUCCCUUCUAUCAUUGUCAAGGGAAACUUAAGUAAAGUUUAUGGGCAGCAUUUUAUUUGAAAAACUUAGUCAGGGAUUUCCACUGGCUAUUGUUUUAAGCUUCGCAAACCAUGGCUCAGAGCAAAUUUGACCGUGAAAAUUCUUGAAAAUAUGCUUCGUGAAACUUUUUGCUGAUUUCCCCUGACUGGUAGUGUAAUCAAGGCUUUAAUUCUCUGAUGGUAGACUACAUGUAGAGCCCCGUGGUAGAAAGAGUUGUGACUUAUCCAAUAAAUCUUGAUUAUGGAAAGCCAUUUGUGUUGUAAUUCUUCACCUAAGA